Molecule: messenger RNA, 969 nt
Organism: Photinus pyralis (common eastern firefly)
Lineage: Eukaryota; Metazoa; Arthropoda; Insecta; Coleoptera; Lampyridae
Exons: 3
Coding region: 113-874 (253 amino acids)
Molecular function (GO): DNA binding
Source: RefSeq, a predicted model, not a curated record
CGGUCGACGGAAACGGCAACGAAUUCAAUGGCACCCGCGCGCAGUCAUUCCGUCCCGCCUUCCGUUGACGUUUUAGGUGCGAUUAUCUCUGAUGCGUACGUUCUAUUUAUAAAUGGAGAUUUCGACUGUAAAAAACACCACAGAAUCGGCACACAUUAGGCCAUGGUCACGACUAUCGUUUUCCGAAUUUGAGGACGAGCACUUGAUCAGUUUUGUUUCCAAGAAUCGCUCACUGUUCGACUCCAGUGCCCAUGACUACAAGGAUAGUAGCGUUAAGGAGAUCAAAUGGGUACAGAUUGCAGCAGCCCUAAAUAGAACCGCCAAACAAUGCAAAGUGAGAUGGAAACACAUUCGUGACUACUAUCGAAAACAAAAGAAAUCUGCCGCGUUUACCAAAUGUACCCAACCAAGGAAAAGGAUGUACGCGGAGAGUUUGAGGUUUUUGGACGAUGCCGAGGCGGAAAAGAAUUGUAUUAAUAAAUGUGAACCGGACGUGGAAUUUUACGUAAAAACCGAGACCGAAUCCGUUACGGACGACGAGACACCGUCAGUCAUUGGUACUAUAGAAGAAGAGGUCUAUAUAGUUGAACCUGAAGAAACCGCAAGUUUACAGUGCAAUGGCGAGUCCCGUUUGGAACCCACGAUAAAGGAGGGAGAGAUGUUUCAGUGUAGCAAAGAAGCGGUAAACAGCGUCAACAAAGUUUUAGAGGCCGGUUUGGAAGGUGACGUCGACUUGUUCUUCAAAGCGAUGGCGGCCACUGUAAAAAAAUUUCCACCUCAUACUCAGGCAAAUGUGAAGUUAAAAGUGUUUCAUAUGAUAUAUGAGGAAGAGAUGAGACAAAUUUCAUUUAGUCCUUCCGUGGUCAAGAGCUAAGCGCUUACCGCGUGUAUAUUUAUUUUACUCUGUAAUUUAGUUUUGUACAUACAGCCAUAUUAGUAGGGAUUAAAUUCGCCAAGUUGGGGAGCUAA